Encephalitozoon cuniculi GB-M1 is the source of this 1860-nucleotide messenger RNA. RefSeq lists its product as uncharacterized. The record is from RefSeq and is marked provisional. Gene Ontology annotation, cellular component: plasma membrane. Lineage: Eukaryota; Fungi; Microsporidia; Unikaryonidae. Bases 1 to 1860 code for a protein of 619 amino acids. Gene Ontology annotation, molecular function: mechanosensitive monoatomic ion channel activity. Gene Ontology annotation, biological process: monoatomic anion transport; transmembrane transport. The transcript has a single exon.
AUGAAUGAGACCAUGAAGAGUGCAAAGUUUGACUUUGACACGGGAGACAGCGAUAGCCACAACUAUAUCCACAAUGAGUCUGAAAGCUACUCUGCCGAGGAUGCAAAGUACGAGGUUGGGAAGGAGGAAAGCACAGGGCCAUUUGAAAAGCUGAAGAGCAGUGCAGCAGACACUCUCCACCAGAGAACAGGAUGGAUCUUCUUGAUAGGCGUCGUUCUGUCGAUACUUGCGAUUUGCUGCUGGGGCCUUUAUGUGGAUGUCAAGGACAGAAGUGGAGACGUGUCCAGCAUCAGGGUCCGAGACGUCCUGUUUGUGUGCUCCAUGGGCGUGUUUGUCUUUAUGGUCCUGAACUUUGCUCUUUUCAAGAUGAGCUUCCUUGGGCUAAAGAGAUCGAACAGCCUGAACACGUUCUUUUACUACACAAACGAGCUUUCUGAGCACAUUUCUGUAGGAAUCAUCCUCAGUGCAGGGUUUUUCCUGGCAUUUCUCCGGGAUCUGGACUUCUGUGUGGACAACAAGCAGAGGAUGGACCUGUUUCUCAGCGACGUGUUCAGCAGCCUCUUGAUAACGACCUUCAUGCUUGGAGCCGUGAAGAUAUUCCACAGGUCCAUUUCGAUGAACUUCAACUAUUCUGUAUACAUCAAGAGGAUUAGAAGAGUGCUUUCCGAAGAUGCAUUUGUCAAUCUCCUCGGGGUCAUAGACAACCGAAGGAGCCGGGGAAUAGAGAGGCCUAGACUCAGCAGGUCACAGGAGAUGAUGUAUAAAAGCGAUGCAGUCUCCUCGAUAAAUGAGUACAUGGAAGACCUGUAUGGCUACAACGAGCCCACAAACGAACUCGACCUGCCCAGGAAAAGGGUUCUCCUCAAGGAAUUCCAGAGGCUGAUGCGGCGGUCCAGCACCAUUCGAGGAAGCGUUAUACAGAUCUCGCAGAAGCUUAAGAGCAAGGCUGGAAGCAAGGCAAGCAAGAUGGUUGGAAAAGAUGGGGUCAUUGGGCCCAUGUCUGACCUGUCGCUGUACUUCUACAACCCAGAGGUGUUCAAGUUUUUGAUGAAGGAAAUUGGCGUUGAGGAGGGAUUCAAGUUCACAAGAGCCAGUUUGGCAGAUUUUAUCGAGAGAACGUACAGAGAGAGAUACUUUCUCAAGGAGAAUCUCGAGCACAUGAAUUCUGCUAUAGACAAGGUUGCGUUUGGACUCAAGGUGAUGAUAGCAGGGAUUCUUCUGGCAAUGCUAUAUAUCAAGGCCGGAGGAGAGGGUGUUACGACCAUUGGUGUGAUUUCGGCAUUUUUCGGAACACAGUUCAUCUCAAAUUCGUUCUCUUCCAGCGUGAUAAGCAGCAUAAUUUUCCUGUUUUUCAUCCAUCCAUACGACAUCGGAGACAGGAUCUUCGUGACGCUGGAGGGUGUGGAGGAGAAUCUGGUUGUGUCUGAGCUGAAUGUGUUUUCGACUGUGUUCUACAGAUGGGAUGGGGUCUAUAUAACCAUUCUCAACACUGUGCUGGCGCAAAAGGCAAUUAAGAACCUCAGGAGGAGUGGAAUCAUGGCUGAGUCCCAUAGAAUUCAAAUAAAUAGCAGGACCAACCAGAAGAAGCUAAUCCGCCUGAAGGAGGUUAUCGAGGACUUUGUCAAGAGCAACCCGGAGGACUAUACGGAAUACAUGAUGCUGAACCAUGAGUACAUCGAGGAUGCCUCGAAGCUUCAUAUGAAGGUUUACAUGCAGUACAAGAGCAGCUGGCAGAACUUUGAGCUGUAUCUUCGAAGAAAGACCAAAUUCCUGUCAUUCCUGAACAGAGCUCUGCAGGAGCUUGAGAUCGAAUAUAUCCUUCCACCAAUGCCCAUUUUCCUGAAAAAGGCCCAGGAGUGA